ACUCGAACAACAUCGAAGUUCUUCCUUUUUGGUCAGGCAACUUUGUUGUGAACUAGCAGGUUGAAAGCUUCUUCAACAAAAAAUGCCGUCUGUAACUCUCAAAGAUGUUGAUCAGCACAAAUUCGUCAAGGCGUUCUCUGCCUUCUUGAAGAAGACUGGCAAAAUGCGCGUCCCAGAAUGGAUUGACAUCGUCAAGUCUGGCAAGUUCAAGGAACUUGCUCCCUAUGAUCCAGACUGGUACUACGUCAGGUGUGCUGCCCUGGCUAGGCAUAUUUACAUCCGCUCGCCCAUUGGUGUUGGAGCAGUCACCAAAAUCUUUGGUGGUCGAAAAAGGAACGGCACCCACCCAAGUCAUUUUUGUAAAUCCUCCAAGGGUGUUGCUCGUAGAGCGCUUCAGAGCUUGGAGCAGCUUAAACUGAUCGAGAAGACACCCAAUGGUGGUCGCCAACUGACAAGCCAGGGACGCAGGGAUCUUGAUCGUAUUGCAGCACAGAUCAAAUCUAAGAGCAAAAAACAAGUCAAACUUGAAACCAUUAUCACUUCAUAAACUGUACAAUUUUUAUUAAUUAAAAAAGUUUAAAAAAUU
Messenger RNA from Copidosoma floridanum, 586 nucleotides. RefSeq names its product Ribosomal protein S19a. Gene Ontology annotation, biological process: ribosomal small subunit assembly; translation. The record is from RefSeq and is a predicted model, not a curated record. Gene Ontology annotation, molecular function: structural constituent of ribosome; RNA binding. NCBI's taxonomy places the organism in Eukaryota, Metazoa, Arthropoda, Insecta, Hymenoptera, Encyrtidae. Gene Ontology annotation, cellular component: cytosolic small ribosomal subunit; ribosome.